GUACCACAACUGUGAGGUGACCAUAUGCACCGAGCUCGCGUGGAAGAGCUUCAUCAAAGAAUUCCGAGACGGGCUCCCGAAGGGCACCUUGCUCUUCCGGCCAUCGGGUGGUGACACCAUGAUGCAGACGCGGACUGCUAUAAGCCAGCUGAUCACCUGGGAAGGUCAGCACUAUGACUUCUUGCAAUCCCUGAUCUUCUCUGCACAG
Messenger RNA from Symbiodinium pilosum, 208 nucleotides. The record is from the annotation of a GenBank genome assembly. NCBI's taxonomy places the organism in Eukaryota, Dinophyceae, Suessiales, Symbiodiniaceae.